Molecule: messenger RNA, 3543 nt
Organism: Trichoderma citrinoviride
Lineage: Eukaryota; Fungi; Ascomycota; Sordariomycetes; Hypocreales; Hypocreaceae
Product: PIN domain-like protein
Exons: 2
Coding region: 1-3543 (1180 amino acids)
Biological process (GO): nucleotide-excision repair
Cellular component (GO): nucleus
Molecular function (GO): single-stranded DNA binding; DNA endonuclease activity
Source: RefSeq, a predicted model, not a curated record
AUGGGUGUUAACGGGCUCUGGACGGUGAUCCAGCCGUGCGCACGGCCAACCAACCUGGCAACGCUCAACCGAAAGCGUCUGGCAGUAGAUGCGUCGAUAUGGAUCUACCAGUUCCUCAAGGCCGUUCGCGACAAAGAAGGCAAUGCGCUGCGCAACUCUCAUAUUGUGGGCUUCUUCCGCCGCAUCUGCAAGCUCCUCUGGUUCGGCAUCCAGCCAGUCUUUGUCUUCGACGGCGGCGCCCCGGCGCUGAAGCGAGCAACUAUCCAGAAGCGCAAACAGAGACGAGAGGGCAGGCGGGAAGAUGCCGUUCGAACGGCGGGAAAGCUUCUCGCCAUCCAGAUGCAGCGGCUCGCGGAAGAGGAGGAGGAAAAGCGCAAAAGGGAAAAGGAGAGGCCGCGCGCAUCAAGAGCAGCGGAAGAUGAAGAAGUCAUACCCGAUGCCAAGGACUUGGUCUACGUCGAGGAGAUUGGCAUGUCUCAGCAGGAGAGGAUGCGGAACCGCAAGUUCUACAAGCAGGAUGCCUAUCACUUGCCAGAGAUCGAGGGUGGAAUCGCGUCGAUGGGGAAGCCAGAUGAUCCUCGCAUCAUGAGCGUGGAAGAACUGGAGGAAUAUGCGCGACAGUUCAACAAUGGAGAGGACAUCAACCUGUACGACUUUAGCAAGAUUGAUUUCGACGGCGACUUCUUCAAGAGCCUUCCGCCGCCGGACAGGUACAACAUUCUCAACGCGGCUCGGUUGAGGAGUCGGCUCAGAAUGGGUCUCAGCAAAGAACAGCUCGACGACAUGUUCCCAGACCGAAUGGCCUUUUCGAGGUUCCAAAUUGAGCGUGUCAAGGAGAGGAAUCACCUGACGCAACGGCUGAUGUAUGAAAUUGGCAUGUCGGGUACUGACCUGACACUCGGCGUCAAUGCUCGCAUUGCCGGUGAGAGAGACCGAGAGUACAUUCUGGUCAAGAAUGAGGGUGUCGAGGGAGGCUGGGCUCUCGGAGUCGUCAGCAAGGACAAAGACGUUGGGCAAGCUCACAAACCGAUCGAUGUGGAUGCCGUUCAGUUUCACUACCAGACCAAGGAUGAGAAAAGUGAAGACGAAGAGGACGAGGAGGAUGACUUUGAAGACGUACCUAUCGAGGGAUUCAACCGGUUACGCAAGCUAUCCCAGUCAAAUACAGCGAGCCGCGAAGCUGCACAAGGCCUGAAUACUGCCACUACUGAAAGCAACGAUGAAGGCUCCUUGUUCGUUGGGGGAAGAAUGGAUCUCACAGAGGCUUCAUUUGAUGAGCAAACCGGGGAACGUAUGCAUCCAGAAGAGGAGGAUGAUCUCAAUUUUGCCAUUGCUUUAUCCCUACAGAAUCAACAUGGCAUCGGUCAAGAAUUGGAAGACAACGCCGAUGCUGAGGACGACGCUCGAGACAAGCCAGAGUGGACCCAAGUCGCCGUGGAAGCGCCAAAGCCCAUCGGCCAUCGCAGCGGCUCCAUGAUUGCGCAUAUUGUAAACAACCGGGCCAAUGCAGCUGUACCCAAACGCCAUGAAGCUCCAGCCGAAGAGGCCAAAGCAAAGGGCAAGGACAGCGACAGCGACGAUGAUAUGCAAGCAGUCCUGGCGCGAUCGCGGAGGAUGAAGAAGUCCCAGCCAAAGCCAGUCUUUGAAAACAAGAAGAAUCCAUUCGACGGACCGUUGCCGUUCCCAAAGCUGGAUUGGGGGUCGUCUCUUUUUGCAAAGAAGAAGACGACGCCUGUAGAAGAGCCAAUUGUGAUUACAGCAGGUGGCGAUGGUGGGCCGGAUAAAGAGGAAAGGGAAGAAAAAGAAGCCUUGGGCGGCGGCUUCGAGGUUGAACCGCAGCAGGAUGACGCCCCCAGGCCGCUACCUCCAUGGCUAGUGGACGACAGCACGGAUAUCCGGGAUGCAAUCAAGAAGCAGCAGGACGUUGACAGAGAGAUCAACGCUCAGGACAGAGCCGAAGCGGAGGAAGAAGAGAAGCUCCGGCGACGAGAGUUGCGAGACCAGUUGAUUGAGAUUGAAUCUUCGGAUGACGAGGGCACGAAGGGUGUUAAGAUCAUUGAGAUACCACCGUCCCCCGAAGCGGCACCUGCAGAUGUCAACGAAGAUCGCGAGGCGGAUCCGGACAUGAAUUCGCCCACUGCCAAACCAGCCGAAGAGGGGGAGACAAAAGUAGACGAGGUAUCUCCGGAGCCUGAAUUUGAACAAGUUCCCAUCCCCGAGGCCCCCGCUGCUCCGAGCAUUCCCGCUGUCGAAGCACAGGAGACCCGUGACUCACCGGAACCCGAGUUUGAAGACGUUCCACCACCAGACAUCACAUCAACCCAAGAAGAUGCGCAAGCAGCAGCUUUCCUAAACGAGGCUGUUCCUUCAGACCAGCCGCCAGCAGAAGCUACCGUUGGCAGCACCACGAUCACGGACGACGACCUCUUUGCCGAUGUUGAAUAUGACGAGUUCAGUGAUCCUGAGGAUGAAGAGCUCCUAGCGCAGAUGGCCGAAGAAGCGGAGGAACAUGCUCGCUUCGCCAGCGAACUGAACAACAAGUCUACUCAGCAGAACAAGGAAGACUACGAGAGAGAACUGAGGGCCCUUCGAAACCAGCAGAAGAAGGAUCGGCGAGACGCGGAUGAAGUGACGCAGACGAUGAUUGCAGAGUGCCAGGCCUUGCUUCGCCUCUUUGGCAUCCCGUACAUCACGGCGCCGAUGGAAGCAGAAGCGCAGUGUGCGGAGCUGGUCCGGCUGGGUAUGGUAGACGGCAUCGUCACAGACGACUCGGAUACCUUUCUCUUUGGGGGAACACGGGUCUACAAGAACAUGUUUAACAGCAACAAGUUUGUCGAAUGCUACAUCAGCUCGGAUCUCGAGAAGGAAAUGUCGCUAUCACGAGAGCAGCUCAUUUCUCUCGCUCAGCUUCUGGGGUCGGAUUACACAGAAGGGCUACCCGGCGUUGGUCCGGUCACCGCCGUGGAGAUUCUCUCCGAGUUCCCCGGCAAAGAUGGCCUUGAGAAGUUCCGUGACUGGUGGAAGGAGGUGCAGUCACAGACGCGGCCCAAAGAGGCUGAUGCAUCUUCCCCCUUUCGACGCAAGUUUCGCAAGUCACAGGCAACCAAGCUCUUCCUGCCGCUUGGCUUCCCCAGUCCAGCAGUCUACGAAGCCUAUCUGCACCCCAUGGUCGACAGCAGCACCGAGAAGUUCCAAUGGGGCGUGCCUGACGUGGCGGGGCUGCGAGAGUACCUCAUGGCCACGAUCGGCUGGAGCAAGGAGCGCACCGACGAGGUGCUUGUGCCGGUGAUCCGGGACAUGAACAAGCGGGAGAUUGAGGGGACACAGAGCAACAUCACGCGGUUCUUUGGCGGGAGCGUUGGUGCCGGCGCAAGGGAGACGUUUGCUCCCAGGCAGCGAGUCCAGGGGAGCAAACGGAUGUUGGCUGCGGUGGAUAGACUGAGGGCGAAUGUGGCCGGGGAAGAGGAGGAGGAAGAUGCGGGAGCCGGAGAUGGCUCAGGAGCUAAUAAGCGGAGGAAGACGACUAGAAAGAAGCGUGCGUGA